Saccharomyces eubayanus is the source of this 1656-nucleotide messenger RNA. RefSeq names its product chaperonin-containing T-complex subunit CCT7 (gene CCT7). The transcript has a single exon. Gene Ontology annotation, molecular function: ATP binding; ATP hydrolysis activity; ATP-dependent protein folding chaperone. NCBI's taxonomy places the organism in Eukaryota, Fungi, Ascomycota, Saccharomycetes, Saccharomycetales, Saccharomycetaceae. The record is from RefSeq and is a predicted model, not a curated record. Bases 1 to 1656 code for a protein of 551 amino acids. Gene Ontology annotation, biological process: protein folding. Gene Ontology annotation, cellular component: chaperonin-containing T-complex.
AUGAAUUUUGGAAAUCAAACACCCACGAUUGUGGUUCUAAAAGAGGGAACAGACGCAUCUCAAGGUAGAGGUCAAAUCAUCUCCAACAUCAAUGCCUGUAUUGCAGUCCAAGAGGCACUAAAACCAACUCUAGGUCCUUUAGGCUCUGAUAUUCUAAUCGUGACAUCAAACCAAAGAACUACUAUUUCCAACGAUGGUGCCACAAUCCUGAAAUUAUUAGAUGUGGUGCACCCUGCUGCCAAGACUUUAGUGGAUAUUUCGAGAGCUCAAGAUGCUGAAGUGGGUGAUGGUACCACUAGUGUGACCAUUUUGGCCGGUGAAUUAAUGAAGGAGGCCAAACCUUUCCUAGAAGAAGGCAUCUCGUCUCAUUUAAUCAUGAAGGGUUAUAGAAAAGCGGUUUCUUUGGCUGUUGAAAAGAUAAAUGAAUUAGCAGUGGACAUUACCAAGGAAAAAAGCACCGGCAGAGAACUAUUAGAACGUUGUGCUAGAACUGCGAUGUCAUCCAAGCUGAUCUAUAAGAACGCAGAUUUUUUCGUCAAAAUGUGUGUUGAUGCCGUACUAUCCCUUGAUAGAAACGAAUUGGAUGACAAAUUAAUAGGUAUUAAGAAAAUCCCAGGUGGUGCUAUGGAAGAAUCCCUUUUCAUCAAUGGUGUUGCCUUCAAGAAGACAUUUUCUUAUGCUGGGUUUGAACAACAACCCAAAAAGUUUACCAACCCAAAGAUUUUAAGUUUGAAUGUAGAGUUGGAGUUGAAAGCAGAAAAGGACAACGCUGAAGUACGCGUAGAGCAUGUUGAAGAUUACCAAGCCAUAGUAGAUGCGGAAUGGCAAUUGAUUUUCGAAAAGUUAAGACAAGUAGAAGAGACGGGUGUAAACAUUGUACUAUCUAAGUUACCAAUCGGUGAUCUAGCCACCCAGUUCUUUGCUGAUAGAAAUAUUUUCUGUGCUGGUAGAGUGAGCGCAGAUGACAUGAACCGUGUCAUUCAAGCAGUUGGUGGUUCCAUACAAUCUACCACGUCUGAUAUAAAACCGGAGCAUUUGGGUACCUGUGAGUUGUUCGAGGAAAUGCAAAUUGGGUCUGAACGUUAUAAUUUAUUCCAAGGUUGCCCACAAGCCAAAACAUGUACAUUGCUGUUGAGAGGGGGUGCUGAACAAGUUAUUGCCGAAGUGGAAAGAUCUUUACAUGACGCAAUCAUGAUUGUCAAGAGAGCUCUACAAAACAAACUGGUUGUUGCAGGUGGUGGUGCUCUAGAAAUGGAGGUAUCGAAAUAUCUAAGAGACUAUUCAAAAACUAUAGCUGGUAAACAACAAAUGAUAAUUAAUGCAUUCGCCAAGGCCUUAGAAGUUAUUCCAAGACAACUUUGUGAAAACGCUGGGUUCGAUGCGAUAGAAAUACUAAACAAACUAAGAUUGGCCCACAGUAAAGGUGAAAAAUGGUAUGGUGUUGACUUUGAAUCAGAGAAUAUUGGUGACAAUUUUGCCAAGUUUGUAUGGGAACCUGCUCUAGUAAAAAUUAAUGCUUUAAAUAGUGCCACAGAAGCUACUAACUUGAUUUUAUCUGUUGAUGAGACAAUCACGAAUAAGGGAAGUGAAAGUGCCAAUGCUGGUAUGAUGCCUCCCCAAGGAGCCGGAAGAGGGAGAGGUAUGCCAAUGCAAUAA